Molecule: messenger RNA, 3642 nt
Organism: Schistocerca gregaria
Lineage: Eukaryota; Metazoa; Arthropoda; Insecta; Orthoptera; Acrididae
Exons: 2
Coding region: 1368-2552 (394 amino acids)
Source: RefSeq, a predicted model, not a curated record
AAUACAGCCCGACCCGUGGGUUAACUGAAAUGACUGAUACCAACUGUUUUUUGAUAUGUAACUGUGUAGUUAUUGGACAAUUCAGUGCCCUAGGGAUUUGUAUGUGUACCUAUGUGUAUUUAUAUAUCAGUCUGUCGCAUUUACUAGUAAUAUUCUGUAUUCGUUGUGAAAAGACUUUUAUUGUCGUCAUUAACGGAAUUACAUAAUAAAUGCCAAAUUAAAUGAUUCAUCAGCAGGGUGAGCUAAGAAAUGUAAAGUAACGGAUAAUAAGAUACUGUAGAAGUAUUGGUAUAAGUGGUCAGAGCCACUAAUUACGAUCAUUUGGAACAAGAAAUGUAUUAGUAUAGAAAAAGCUUCAUUAUCUUGAGAAACAGCUUUUUAAGUGAUUACCAAGCAAUGUAUUCGUACUUGUUAUUCAUUUUAUAUCCUAUUUUGAAAUUAAUGUACUUUGUAAACACAUUUUGAUUAACUCUCCAAUUGUUUGCAUCACACAAUGUUCAGAUUUUUCGUAUUUCAGGGCGUAUUUGUAACUUCCUUGUAUACAGUCUGAUAGAAAGCAGAAUUUGUGAUGUCAUUAAAUGUUAGUAUCUGAAACCGAACUGUAAUUAAUUAAAUAACUCAAAAUUCACAAAAGACAUUAUUGUAAUUAGAACCAUAUCGAUUUUUAAUAUUUAAACCUAGUGAUGACACUACAAAAAUUACGUCAACUAAUAUUGUUAAUUUUUCCUUAUUCGGGUGUAAUGUCUGUUCGCAAACAUUUUGUACAUUUUAAUUGUAACUUUGAAAUUCUUCAGAAUUAAUAAUGCAAUAUUUUGUGAGUGAUUGUUAAAAUUCUAUAUAAGCAGAGAUGAUGCGAGGUCAGAGGCAGUCAGUUGUUUGUGAUGUUUUCGGCUGGAGAGUCUGUACAAGUGACGCCUGUAAAUAAAUAAUGUGAAGUGUGAAGAAUUCUCCGAUUUCUUCAUCUAAAAAUGAACCCCCAAAAGUUAAGUUUAUAAAUAUAAAGCUGCUCGACGAACAAGUAGCUUUAUAAGUGGUGGUGUGAGCUGGGAUUUGAUGAUUGAAAUCGGAACUGUUUUUAAAAAGUAAUUGUUUCAGGUGACCGCAAGACGAAUACUAAACAUAAAUUGUGAAGAAAUUUUUGUGUUUAUGGACGCACAGAACGAGUGGAUGUUGCUGCAUGAGAAGAGUUGGUGUGGAAAAGAAAUACAAAGAAAAUCAUCACCUGCAUGGGGAGAUCGUAAAUCAUAACAACUGAUCUGAUGAUAAUGGACCAAAUUCUCGGACUGCACCGCUGGAAUUCAGAUGAGUAACAGUUUUUUUUAAUUAAUUUGUGUUUUUUUUUGUUUUUGUGAGGAAAAGAUUUUACUAUGGCUGAUAAAAAGUGUGUAGGCGGUGAAUCAAUUGAAAACACUUCGGACCUAGGAUCGAGUAUCAGUGAACUAAGUGUAGAUCGAGGUUUUGGUGGAGAGGGUUCCAGUGAAAAUGUCGCCACAAGUACUCCAAUUGCACAGGGAAGAGUAGGCGGAGACGAUCUGUUAAUGUUAUUAAUGCAACAUAUGAAAGAAGCGAAGAAACAGAUGGGACAGAUUAGGCAGGAUACUAGUAAGAUAAGGGAAAUCCAGGAUGGUUUGGCAGCACUAAAAAUGACUGUCGAGACAGGGCAGGGUGAACUCAAUACUCGUGUAGGAGCAGUGGAAGAACGGGUUGAUGUAUUAGAAACUAAUUUCACACAAGAGUUGUCCAAAAAUGAGGAAAGGUUCAAAAAACUAGAUAAGCAUGUAGAAGUAGAAAAUUCAAAACUGAAAGUAGAGGUUGUUCAGACUAGGAGAAUCUUAGAAGAAAAGCUUGAAUCCAAUAAAAAGAAUUCAGAGUUAAAAUUUGCAGAAAUUUCCAAUCAAAUAAGUAAUGUAGAUCUAAAGUGUGAUGAAAAAAUAGAUUUGUGUAAAAAUAAUGUUGUAGGUUUAAGUAAGAAAGUUGUAGAGUUACAAGAAGGUGUAGCCCAAAGAAAUUUUGUUAGCAAUUUUAAUUGUGUAUGGGGUGGCAUACCUUUAAAAUGCUUUCCAGGAGAUGGGAAAUUGCAUCCAGUUGAUUUUUUACAGCAUUGUCAGGAUAAUUUUAGUAAUGACAUGACAGAUAAUGUAAAAAUUAAAUUUGUUAAACGAUUUUUGGAUGGAGAAGCAAUCUCGUGGGCAAAUCAGAAUGUUAAUUCUACCAUGUCAUAUAAUGAAUUUGAAAGAAAGUUUUUAAAUAAGUUCUGGUCAGAUUCUGAGCAAGCUAGGAUUAAAAGUGAGUUUUUGAAUGGUCGAAUGUAUAGGGAAAGUGAUGGUAGCUUGAAGUGUUUUUGUGAAAGUCAGUUGAGGAAAUUAGUACACCUCGACAAACCUUUUGAUGAACUAAUACAAAUAGAUGCAUUAAAAAGAAGACUACCAAAAAGAGUACAGUGGGAGUUGAUUUAUGGACCAGAUGAUUCUGUAGAUCAGUUCUUGAGUGUAGAGACUGCCAGAAGCAGAGGGGCUGCAGACACAAGAUGGACAGCGCAUUGGGACGGAUGAUUGUGAGCUGCCAAUUCAUUAAGAUAUGCAACAUGCACCAGUGACUGGAGUAACAGCUAAGAAAAAAAGAAAUUCUAUUUUGGAGGGUAUUUAGCAGCCAUUCAUACAAGUUACACUUGUAAGAGUGGCUGGGGGGGUGUAUAACAAUACAGCCCGACCCGUGGGUUAACUGAAAUGACUGAUACCAACUGUUUUUUGAUAUGUAACUGUGUAGUUAUUGGACAAUUCAGUGCCCUAGGGAUUUGUAUGUGUACCUAUGUGUAUUUAUAUAUCAGUCUGUCGCAUUUACUAGUAAUAUUCUGUAUUCGUUGUGAAAAGACUUUUAUUGUCGUCAUUAACGGAAUUACAUAAUAAAUGCCAAAUUAAAUGAUUCAUCAGCAGGGUGAGCUAAGAAAUGUAAAGUAACGGAUAAUAAGAUACUGUAGAAGUAUUGGUAUAAGUGGUCAGAGCCACUAAUUACGAUCAUUUGGAACAAGAAAUGUAUUAGUAUAGAAAAAGCUUCAUUAUCUUGAGAAACAGCUUUUUAAGUGAUUACCAAGCAAUGUAUUCGUACUUGUUAUUCAUUUUAUAUCCUAUUUUGAAAUUAAUGUACUUUGUAAACACAUUUUGAUUAACUCUCCAAUUGUUUGCAUCACACAAUGUUCAGAUUUUUCGUAUUUCAGGGCGUAUUUGUAACUUCCUUGUAUACAGUCUGAUAGAAAGCAGAAUUUGUGAUGUCAUUAAAUGUUAGUAUCUGAAACCGAACUGUAAUUAAUUAAAUAACUCAAAAUUCACAAAAGACAUUAUUGUAAUUAGAACCAUAUCGAUUUUUAAUAUUUAAACCUAGUGAUGACACUACAAAAAUUACGUCAACUAAUAUUGUUAAUUUUUCCUUAUUCGGGUGUAAUGUCUGUUCGCAAACAUUUUGUACAUUUUAAUUGUAACUUUGAAAUUCUUCAGAAUUAAUAAUGCAAUAUUUUGUGAGUGAUUGUUAAAAUUCUAUAUAAGCAGAGAUGAUGCGAGGUCAGAGGCAGUCAGUUGUUUGUGAUGUUUUCGGCUGGAGAGUCUGUACAAGUGACGCCUGUAAAUAAAUAAUGUGAAGUGUGAAGAA